This is a messenger RNA of Falco peregrinus (peregrine falcon), 3342 nucleotides long. Its product is annotated as histamine H2 receptor-like. Gene Ontology annotation, molecular function: G protein-coupled receptor activity. Gene Ontology annotation, cellular component: membrane. Gene Ontology annotation, biological process: adenylate cyclase-activating adrenergic receptor signaling pathway. The record is from RefSeq and is a predicted model, not a curated record. The transcript is spliced from 4 exons. NCBI's taxonomy places the organism in Eukaryota, Metazoa, Chordata, Aves, Falconiformes, Falconidae. Bases 1 to 1203 code for a protein of 400 amino acids.
AUGGGCUUUGAUAAACCUCUGACUGGAAAAAUUGUGGAUUGUGAAGCGGUGGUAUUUGCAGAUUUUAAUGGUGGAAAGAUGCUGCUGGACCAAAAUGAAACUUGGCUCUCUAAUUUCUCCUCUGCUGCCUCCUCCUUUGUGAAAGGCAGGGGCAACUCAGCAGGGAUCGGCCUCCAGGAGGUGGUCAUCGGGCUGAUACUGACCCUCAUUGACUUGAUCACGCUCCUGGGAAAUACAGUAGUCUUCAUCUGUCCAGUGGUGGAAAAGAGGCUGCGCACUGUCACCUAUAUGUUUAUAAUGUCCUUAGCCAUGGCGGACUUCCUUGUCGCUUGUCUGGUCAUGCCCUUUAGUAUCAUUUACGAGGUGACGGGGAUGUGGUUGUUCGGGAAGCUGUUCUGCAAAGUCUGGAUCUCCUUUGAUGUCAUGUUCUGUACUGCAUCCAUUGUCACCUUGUGCUUUAUCAGCCUGGACAGGUACUGCUCCGUGGUGACCCCAUACCACUAUUCCAGAAGGAUGUCCCGUGGCAGAUGCAUCGUGAUGACCUGCACGGUCUGGGUGUACUCUUCCCUCAUUUCCUUUCUUCCUGUCAUGCAAGGCUGGAAUGAGAUCCCCGGGGUGGACUUCGAUGCAGGCAGAGAAUGCAUCUUUGUCACCAACUGGAUUUUUGCCAUCGUGGCUUCUGCUCUGGCAUUUUUUGUUCCCUUCAUGGUCAUGUGCAGCAUGUAUUUCUUCAUCUACCGAGCUUCACGGCUCAAGGCCACUCGUAUCAUGUCUCAGACGCUGGAGAUCCACUACCACCCUAACAGCAAGCGGCAGAACCAUCUGCAGCUGGAGAACAAGGCCACGCGAACCAUUAGCAUCAUCAUUUCAGUUUUUGUGCUGUGCUGGCUGCCGUACUUUGUCCUAAACGUUUGGCUGGCUGCCAGAGGCACUGACUCCACCAGCACUGUCUUAGUUGACACCUUCAAGAUCAUCACUUGGUUAGGUUAUUGCAACUCCACCAUCAACCCAAUGCUCUAUGCUUUCCUGAACCGGGACUUCCAACGGGCCCUGAAAAAGCUGCUCAUUUGCAGGCACAGGUCUCAGGUGGAUAUUGGAGAAGACAUGGUUUCCAUAGCCACGUUCUCCAAGACUGCUCCAGACCUAGAAUACAGCAUUACAGUGCCAGUGCCCAACGGUGCCCUGAAGGGCAAACCCAAGUAAUAGGGAUUCAGAAUCACUUGCUGGAGGUGGCGGUACAGAAAGUGCCAGAGAACAUCCUCAUGGAAAAAUAACAGGUAGGAAAAUAUGGGAAGGAGGGGCUGGAAUAUUACAGCUGGGGGCAUACAACAAAGAUGCAUUUCCUCAUCUUCCACCGUUCUACGAACAAGGAACUUUAAUAUUUUAGGGGCAAUUCAUUAUAACUAAUGGAGCUAAUUCCUUCCUGGGUAAUUAUUUUUUUAAUGAGCAUUUCCUAAGAAAAAUUCAACCUUGACGCUGGGGGAAAAAAAAAAAAGUCAGUGUGAUAAUAUGAACUUUGUGUACAUCCUGGUGAUCUGCAGCAUAAUGUGGAACAGUAUUUCUUUCUCAUCAAGCCACUGUAGCUGUCAUCUUGCAGCCAUGUUAUGAAUUUGACCGGUUUUAAUAACUCCCUGUGUGUCGGCAUAGGGGAGUUAGGAGGGAUGCGGUCAAAGAGCAGAGGUCACUUCUUUGCAAAGGCACCACCCUGCAGUCUGGGCUGUUGCUCAGGGUUCAGCUCACUUGCUUCUGAAAUAUUGAGAGGUUCAGAUCUUUCAGUGGCUUUCUGUGAAAUAUCUGUGAGUUUCCUCAUUAACUCUGGAAGGGAAUAUCCUAUGUGGCAGACCCCAGGAGAUAAGAACGACUUGCUGUAACACCGAGAGCACUGAGUGCCCAGGGGGUUCAAAAGGGGCUACAGGUGACCGACACCAGCCAAAGAGGGGAUCUGAAGAGGGUUAUCACUUACCUGUGUGUUGUGCACCGUGAUGUCUACACCUUGAUGCUGUAAGCGUAGCUACAGAGUACUGCUGGGCCACACAGCCAUUAAAAAAAAAAAAAAAAAAAAAAACAACCGAAAAAACCAAAAGGGAACGAUCACUUUUACCACUCCUAAAUGCUUGCCUGGACUUCAGGCACCAGUGGCUCCCUGCAGGAGGGCCAUGGAGUACCGCACUGAGGGAUGAAUGAAAAGGCAUUACUGCUCCCAAACGUCUCUGCAGCAUUAUAACAGUGAGUAAAAGCAGGAGCGGAGCCCCCAGGACCACAGCUUUUCUGUAGCAGAGUCAUCCAAGGGCCGGUGACCGCUGAGACAACAGCCAUCGCUUCCCCCAGCACUCUUCUGGCAGGGUCUCACGCUAGUUUGCAUGGGAGAAUCACUGCGAUCGGAGCCUGCUCUUAGGCUGAUCUUCUAUGGACUUGAAACACGACAAGGAUGGUUCCUAGAACAGCUUUUUCCGAGUGCUCAAUCACAUACUUGGGACUGGGCAAGGCUUCUCCAGCCUGGGAAGCAGAGCAAAUGCAGCAGAAAGAUAUCCAGGCUAACAUUUGAUGCUAAAACUACUGGACUGAAACACUUGAGGGGUGAAGAAUGUCACUUUCUUAAUAAAUAAAAAAAGGAGGGGCGUUAGUGAAAGUCCUGAGUCCUUCUGCUCUUCUGCUUCCAAGACAGCAGAGGACUGUCCUUAGAGGCAUAGCAAAAAGCAAGUAGCUACUGCCUGGAGCAGCUCAGCUACAGCAGGCACUGGUACAAGGGUCAGAAGUUCUCUCUCAAGAGCCUGGUAGAAGAAACAGCCCUGACAGGGGGUUGCACAGUGUUACUCCUGUCAAGUUCAUGGAGUGGGUUAGGUCACCCAGCUUCUAAGACACCACCACCAACGUGGAAGUGGUAAGGAGAAUAACUACACAAUCCUGCCCUCACCUGGGGGGAAGCACCUAGGUCCAGUGGGCACAAAGGUGGAUGGGGCAGGAUUCUUGCUUCUGCCACCCAGUUAAUUUUGAUAAAAGAGGAGAAGGAACUGUGUGUCAGCCCCGAGAGCUAUGGGGGAAAGGGAGCUGAGGGACAGGCAACAGUUAACAGGGAAAUCCAAGGGAAGAGGACUCACUUAACUGUCCUCUGUUUAAACUCACCAAGUUCCUUUUCUGACCAACUACUCACUGCAGCAUUCUGCCUUCAACCAGACAAGCCAGUAUCUAGCAGAGUUAUCCAAGAGCACAAGGAAGACAAGCUUUGUAAUCCACUUUUGCCUUACCAUAAACCAGCUGAGCCUCUGCAGCUUUAAGUGCUAGUCGUAGUGUCACACCACGGUACAGUGAUCCCCAGAAGGAUUUGAAUCAAACAACUUUUUA